CCGUGCUGGGUGCGCCGCGGGCCGCUGCGCGACUAGCUGGUUCCCCAGCGCCUGGGAGGCGACCCCCGUGAGCCCCGGGUUCAAAGGCCCCAGCGCUGCAACUCCAGCCCCUCCGGGGGGCGGGGAGGCGAAAGGGGUGGUGCGGGAGCCAGAAAAGCCCUAACCCACAGCCGGCAGCCCUGAGCCGGGAUGGGCAGCGCGCUCUGAAGUUUGUGACGGUCGCAGCCGACUCCUGGCCGCAGCCUGGGAGGCGGCGAGCCAGCGGCCGGCCUCGAAGCAUCUGCAGUUGGAGGGUGAGGCCCGCUGUGCCCGGCCCGAGCGCCCUUUGGCUGCCACAGGCGCCCGUCCUCCCGCGCGGUGCGCCCACGCCCGAUCCGGGUUCAUGGAGCUGGGGCUGUGCUUCCUUUUCGGGCUCGCUGUGACCUCCGCCGCAGGAUGGGUGCCUCACCCCCAGUCUGGGGAUGCUGGCAGGAACAGCAUGCCCCGGGCCCCCUCUGCAGCCAGAUCGGAGGGGGACACCAAGGAGACUGUGGCCACCAUGGCAGCCUGGGGUCCAAGCCCCAGAAGCCCUUGGCGGGAGCAGGGACCAAGUCAGUUUGGGAAGCAGGGGGCCGAGGGGGUCCCUGUGCACCACCGAGCCCGGCGCUGUACAUGUUUUACCUACAAGGACAAAGAGUGCGUCUACUAUUGCCACCUGGACAUCAUCUGGAUCAACACUCCUGAACGGACUGUGCCCUAUGGACUGUCCAGCUACAGAGGCAGCGGAAGCAGGGGCAGGAGGUCGGCUGGGCAGUUCCCACAGAGCCCACAGCCAGUGAAGGGGACACUGCGCUGUGCCUGCACAGAGAGCGAUGAUGACGCCUGCUUGCAGUUCUGCACCUGGUCCCUGGCUGCCCGCGGGAAUUCAAGGUCGGCACAAACACCUGACAAAGAAGUGGAAAAGCACACUGGUGGUGCCCUGGGGGGCGUGCGUCCGAGGAGCUGUGCUCUAGUGGCUACGCUGAGAUUACUGAGCAGCUGAAGAAGACGGUGUUUUUCAACAGCAGGGAUGGGGAGAGGCCGCCCAUCCCCUCCCCCUUCCCCUGCCAAGGUGUUGAAUGGUGGAUGCUGAGGUGUUAGCCUUGACCAAAUGCUAAAUUCUCAAUGAGUAUUAUAAGGUACGAAUGUGAAUAUCCAUCAUAAGGAAAUGGAAAGGACUGAUGUGCCAGCGAGAUGGUAUACAGUUUAGAGAAGCAAUUAUUUAUUGUGAAACUGGUCUCUACAUCAACUCCUUUCAGUGGAUGUGUUUGCAGCAGAAUCUCUGUACAUAGAGAUGUUAAAUUCUGUUCUGAAUCCCAGCUCAUGUUCCUUAGGGCUUGAAUUACAUUUUUUUUUAAAUGCCUAAGCACUGUUUGGCUCUGUGGCAGGAUGGUAUCUCAGAAACGCAUUCAUUGUGCUAACACUCAGAAAAUCCUGUAAAAUGCAAAAUAAAAAAAUCUGAAAGUUUGCUCUG
Capra hircus (goat) is the source of this 1492-nucleotide messenger RNA. It is a transcript of the gene EDN3, whose product is annotated as endothelin 3. The coding region runs from base 383 to 1021 and encodes 212 amino acids. The transcript is spliced from 5 exons. Gene Ontology annotation, molecular function: endothelin B receptor binding; hormone activity. The record is from RefSeq and is a predicted model, not a curated record. Lineage: Eukaryota; Metazoa; Chordata; Mammalia; Artiodactyla; Bovidae. Gene Ontology annotation, biological process: regulation of vasoconstriction; intracellular calcium ion homeostasis; regulation of systemic arterial blood pressure by endothelin. Gene Ontology annotation, cellular component: extracellular region.